Messenger RNA from Anoplopoma fimbria (sablefish), 2243 nucleotides. RefSeq names its product receptor-type tyrosine-protein phosphatase beta-like. NCBI's taxonomy places the organism in Eukaryota, Metazoa, Chordata, Actinopteri, Perciformes, Anoplopomatidae. Gene Ontology annotation, molecular function: cadherin binding; protein tyrosine phosphatase activity. The record is from RefSeq and is a predicted model, not a curated record. Gene Ontology annotation, biological process: protein dephosphorylation; angiogenesis.
GAGAGGAGGACCAGCAGCCGGACCAGAACCACCCUCUGCCGUCCUACCUGGACUAUCAAACCAAUGGCUCAGUAAAAUCCUACCAGACUGGCUUCUUCCCGAGCCGUUGCUCCGACAGCAGCGUCCACAGCUUUGAGCUGAGUCUGGGGACGGGGAUGGACUCUGGGGGCCCCUGUGACCGCAGAGACUCAGACCUGGAUCCAGAGACCAGCACAGACCUGAACCGGUUCUGUGACGGACCGCUGAAACCCAAAACCUCCUACAGGCUCAGCGUCCGAGCGUUUACUCAGCUGUUGGAUGAGGAGCAGAAGGACCCCAGCUCUCCUCUGUACAGCGACACCUUCCUGUCGCCACCGGUGGUCACCGAGGCCGAGCCUCUGAGCGGUGUGAUGGAGGGCGUCAGUGCCGCAAUGUUCCUCGUCGUCAUGGUGAUGGGAGUCACUGCUCUGCUGCUCUGCAGACGAUCGGCCCGCAAAGAAGUGCAGCAGAGAUCCACAGUCAGGAUGAAUGUGAGGAGAGAGAUGCCGUCAUCAGGAGUUCACAUGGGAGUCAGAGGAAACCGUCGAGUCUCAAGUCCCAUCAGGAUCCAGAACUUUGAGAGUCACUACAACAAACUGCAGGCCGACUCCAACUACCUGCUGUCAGACGAGUAUGAGGACCUGAAGGACGUCGGUCGAAAUCAGCCGCUGGACUCGGCUCUGCUGCCGGAGAACCGAGGAAAGAACCGAUACAACAACAUCCUGCCCUAUGACUACCGGGUGAAGCUGUCCUACGUGGAUGAUGAUCCGUGCUCCGACUACAUCAACGCUAGCUACAUGCCGGGGAGUAACUUCCGGAGGGAGUACAUCGCCACACAGGGUCCUCUUCCUGGAACUAAAGAUGAUUUCUGGAAGAUGGUCUGGGAGCAGAAUGUCCACAACAUGGUGAUGGUCACUCAGUGUGUCGAGAAAGGAAGGGUGAAGUGUGACCAUUACUGGCCCUUUGACCAGGAGCCUCUGUACUACGGAGACCUGAUCGUCCAGAUGUUGUCAGAGUCCGUUCUUCCUGAGUGGACCAUACGAGAGUUCAACAUCUGCAGCGAGGAGCAGCUGAGCUUCACUCGUCUCCUCCGUCAGUUUCACUACACCGUCUGGCCGGAUCACGGAGUCCCAGAGACGACGCAGUCCCUCAUCCAGUUUGUCCGGACUGUGCGGGACUACGUCAACAGAAGUCCUGGAUCUGGACCCACCGUGGUCCACUGCAGUGCCGGAGUGGGUCGUACAGGAACCUUUAUCGUUCUGGAUCGAGUGCUUCAGCAGCUGGACACCAAGGACACGCUGGAUAUCUACGGCUCCGUGUUUGACCUCCGACUCCACCGCUCACACAUGGUGCAGACCGAGUGUCAGUACGCGUACCUCCAUCAGUGUGUUCGUGACGUUCUCAGAGCCAGGAAGCUCCACAGUGAGCAGGACAACUUCCUCUACCCCGUCUAUGCAAAUGUGAACUACAACUCCCAACGAGAGACCCUGUGCAGACGAUAAAGAUUCUAUAGACUACUGAUCUAUAUGUUUGACUACUGAUCUAUAUGUUUGACUACUGAUCUAUAUGUUUGACUACUGAUCAAUAUGUUUGACAACUGAUCUAUAUGUUUGACUACUGAUCUAUAUGUUUGACUACUGAUCUAUAUGUUUGACUACUGAUCAAUAUGUUUGACAACUGAUCUAUAUGUUUGACUACUGAUCAAUAUGUUUGACAACUGAUCUAUAUGUUUGACUACUCAUCUAUAUGUUUACUACUAUGUAUCAUGCAGGACUGUACAUAAACGUAAUAUCUGUGUGUAUUUGUAUAUAUUUCUUAUAUUUCUAAAUUAUGUGUUUUUAUUGUUUUAUGAGUUUCAAUAUUUGCACAUUUCAGUUUUCAUGUAAAACACACUCUGUCCUUAGUCCCUCACAUCCUCUGUCCUUAGACCCUCACAUCCUCUGUCCUUAGUCCCUCACAUCCUCUGUCCUUAGUCCCUCACAUCCUCUGUCCUUAGUCCCUCAUAUCCUCUGUCCUUAGUCCCUCACAUCCUCUGUCCUUAGUUCCUCACCUCCUUUGUCCUUAGUCCCUCAUAUCCUCUGUCCUUAGUUCCUCACCUCCUCUGUCCUCAGCAUAUGUCACAAAUGAUUGAUAUAGUGAGAGUAGUUAAAGCAAUAAUAGUAUAAAUGACUACUACUACUACUACUACUAGUACUACUACUAGUAGUAAAUAAUAAAUGUGUAUA